CCAUAAGCAAUUUUAGAAGAAAGAAUUUUUUGAUUUGUUUGAAAAGAAUAAAUUCACAUCCUUGUUUUAUUAUUAUUUGGUCUUUUAAAAAAGUUUGUUUAAAUAUUUGUAAAGUAAAUUGUGCAGUGAAAUUAAUUCAAUGUAUAACAGACCUAACGAAUCUUAGAGUUUAAAAUAAAAAAAAGUAUUGAAGCAUUAUUAAAUAAACCACUACUUAGAGAAUCCUGCUGUACUUUUCUUUAAUCCUGCUGUUGCAUUCUUUGAUAAAGGAGCAAUUAGUAAAGAAUGUUAUAGCAAUAUUAUUUACCUGCAAUCUUAGGUCUAAUAUUUCUCAUAAACAUUUCCUAUGCUCAAACAACUAACGAUUUGAUUUGAAGAAGUAUAUCAAGCAAUGUUAUUCGAGACCCCAACGACAAAAAUGUAUCAAAUUUUACAACAACCAUCAGUGGCAUCCAAUAUUGCAGUUCAAAACUUAAGCACGCCUGCUAUUGAUGCCACUGUAAUUGAAGACAUUCAUGUAACACCACAAAUAGGAGGAAAUACACAAGGUACUUCAAACUCUAGUUCUUCAGGAAGGUCUACACCGAAAGAUGGAAUCGAUUCAUCACCAGGAAAGCUGUUUGUUGGAGGGUUAAGCUGGCAGACGUCAGCAGAAAAAUUGAAAGAGUAUUUUGGUUCAUUUGGCGCUGUUACAGAUGUUCUUAUUAUGAAAGAUCCAGCUACACAAAGGAGUAGAGGUUUUGGAUUUAUAACAUUUUCGGACCCACAAAGUGUUGAAAAAGUUUUACAAGUUCGAGAGCACAUUCUUGAUGGUAAAAAGAUUGAUCCCAAAUAUGCGACCCCAAAAAACAAACCUAAGCCGUCAAACAAAACAAAAAAAAUUUUUGUUGGUGGUGUAAGUCAAGAAACAUCUGCAGAAGAGGUCAAAAUAUACUUCAGUCAAUUUGGUAAAGUAGAAGAAACGGUAAUGUUAAUGGAUCAGCAGACUAAACGCCAUCGUGGAUUUGGUUUUGUCACAUUUGAAAGUGAAGAUGUUGUUGAUCGUGUUUGUGAAAUUCAUUUUCAUACAAUAAAAAACAAAAAAGUAGAAUGCAAAAAAGCCCAACCAAAAGAAUCUGUAACUCCAGCUGCUCAACUCUUACAAAAACGCAUGAUGAUCAGCAAUGGAUUAGGUUUAACUGGUGUCCGAAUUCCUGGAGGAACAAGUCCAUUACUUACAGGAUCUCCUAUCCCUCAGGCCAGUGUUUUACAAACUCAAGGAAUAGGAACUCUAACAAGUAGUCCAUUGGCUUUACAUCAGCAGAUGGCAGUUUUGCAGCAAGCUCAAAACAUAGCAUCAAUGGGUUAUGGUAAAAUGAUUACAACUUUUAAUCCGGCUUUACACAGUUUAAGAUACUCUCCAUAUCCAAUACCUUCAAGUGCACUCGCUGCCGCAAACGCUACCACCGUUGGAACGGUAAGUCAAGUGUCACAACAACAAGUAGCGACACCUCAAAUGGGCCAAGUUUCAACACAAUCGCAAAGCAAUCAACAGGCUAGUGCUACCCAAGCUACCGCUCAGAAUGCUCAUGCUUCAAUACCAGUACAACAUACUUAUAACAAUCCAGGUGCUCAAACUGGUUCUCUUUCAAUGACAAGUAAUCCGAAUGCUGCAGGCAUACCAGUUUAUCCAGGUUUGCCUACUCUACCCACUAUGGAUUUGUCAGCUUUUCAAGGUGUAGAUUGGGGUUCUAUGUAUGGAAUGGGAAUGUAUGUGUAAAAAAUGUUGUUGAUAGUUUUUUGAGACUAAUUGAGUUAAUAUGCAAAACAAACAAGUAAUGAUUCCUAUUAAUUAGUACACUUUUGAAACUAAUUUUUAAUCAUAUACUAUAGAAUUAACUAUCAUGUAUUUUUAUCUAACUAGCUUUACUAUCAUAUACACAGUAUUUGUGUGUAUUAGGAAGUAAUAUAAGUAUACUCAUCUUUAUUUUCAAUGUAAGAAUUUAUUUGUUUUAAAGUUUAAGCAUUUAACGUGAUUAAUUAUAUGAAAGUGUAUGAUGGUUGAUUUUAGAAAUUAUUAGUGCCCAACAGACAUAUUGUAUUGAAUGUAAACGUGCACACAAUACUUAGAUCUCCAUAUGCUUAUUUUAUACAGUAUUGAUUAAUGAUAAUUAAAACUUUUAUUUGAAUACUCAACAUUUGAAAAAGUAAUUGUGA
Molecule: messenger RNA, 2196 nt
Organism: Culicoides brevitarsis
Lineage: Eukaryota; Metazoa; Arthropoda; Insecta; Diptera; Ceratopogonidae
Gene: msi
Product: RNA-binding protein Musashi homolog Rbp6
Exons: 5
Coding region: 392-1759 (455 amino acids)
Biological process (GO): regulation of translation
Cellular component (GO): cytoplasm
Molecular function (GO): mRNA binding
Source: RefSeq, a predicted model, not a curated record